Messenger RNA from Fonsecaea monophora, 408 nucleotides. RefSeq lists its product as hypothetical. The transcript has a single exon. NCBI's taxonomy places the organism in Eukaryota, Fungi, Ascomycota, Eurotiomycetes, Chaetothyriales, Herpotrichiellaceae. Bases 1 to 408 code for a protein of 135 amino acids. The record is from RefSeq and is a predicted model, not a curated record.
AUGGGAAGCACAGCAAGGGUCGGUGCCGUGGUGGAUGGCAACAGAGGCAUGAAUAGCUCACCGAAACUUGAGGACAGUUCAGCUUUUGCUGCCUUUAUACGGAGAACCGACGGCGACGACGACGACGACGACGACGACGACGACGACUUCUUCCAAUGCCUGCCUUGGUGUCGUGGAUUAUUGGCCGACAAAGACUUCGAGGUGCUCAAGCUUCCACUGAGAUGUCCUAAGACAACGUCAACAAGGCAUGCCCUCUUCUCUCGGACGCUCAAGACCUGCGACACUAUUGGACACUUUCUGGCGCAAGAUAGACGAAAGAAAGGCACGCUUUCAUAUAUGGACGAAAUUAUGAGCAGCACAGUAGAUCCGAACCGCAGUUGGCCGCCGAGCUUCGAAUACGGUUUCUAA